Molecule: messenger RNA, 651 nt
Organism: Erythranthe guttata (spotted monkey flower)
Lineage: Eukaryota; Viridiplantae; Streptophyta; Magnoliopsida; Lamiales; Phrymaceae
Source: RefSeq, a predicted model, not a curated record
AUGGCGAAAUCCUCAGUAAGCAUGAAACUCCUGAUUGACAAGGAAGCCGGAAGGGUACUGUAUGCGGAGGCAAGCAAAGACUGCGUUGACUUCCUGUUCUACGUACUCUCUUUGCCUGUGGCCAAGCUCAUAAGUCUUGUCGGAAAGCAACAAAUGGUGGGCUGUCUGGCAAACCUCUACGACAGCAUAGAAAAUCUGAACGAUUCAUACAUACAGCCAAACAGGAACAAGAACACCUAUCUGAAACCAGCUGUUAUCAUCCCUCCAACUUCGUGCUCCUACGUUCCUCUGCUUGCUCUCGAAGAUUCUUUCUACACCUGUAAUAACCCGACCGCUGUUUGUCCGAGUUGCCGGCGGUUUGUAAACAUGGCCAUGCAUUAUGUUUAUCCACGUGGGAAGAAACGGUAUUGUGAAGAAGGUGUUGGGUUUGUUAGAGGGGUGGUGAGUUAUAUGGUGAUGGAUGACUUGGUGGUCAAGCCCAUGUCUACUAUCUCCACCCUGACUCUUCUCAACAAUUUUAAUGUUAAGGAAGUUGGUGCUUUGCAAGAAAAAGUUGUCCAUCUUGGAAUGCCUCAGGCGGUGAAGUUGUUGAAGGCUUCUCUUGAGACUGACAGGGUUCUUACCACCGUGUUCUUGAAGGGUCCUCGUUGA